Molecule: messenger RNA, 3325 nt
Organism: Trichomycterus rosablanca
Lineage: Eukaryota; Metazoa; Chordata; Actinopteri; Siluriformes; Trichomycteridae
Gene: rbm26
Product: RNA binding motif protein 26
Exons: 21
Coding region: 328-3306 (992 amino acids)
Biological process (GO): mRNA processing
Cellular component (GO): nucleus
Molecular function (GO): RNA binding; metal ion binding
Source: RefSeq, a predicted model, not a curated record
ACAGUCGCCAUCGGUGUGAAGUAUCUAAAGAUUAGAAAAUAAUCCGCUGUUUAAUCAUUUACGGUCUGAUUUCAUUUCGCACCUUCUAGUACAGAGUAAAUCCGAUCGCAAAACAUCGGACUGUUCUUUUCCCUCACUUGUAUAAUCAGAUGUGAAGUAAAAAAAGUGUGCGGAGUUUGGCCCAGGCGCUCCGUUCCGUCAGCAUUAGCGUUAGCAUUAGCCGUCUGAGGUGAUUGUCGUUAGCAUUAGCAUUAGCUCUUGUACAGUCGCGGGUGUUCGUGCUCUCUUCAGCCGGCUGCACUCGCACUCACACCGGCUUCAUUAGAGAUGUUCAUCGAGAACCUGGAGGCUCUGAAAUCAUGGCUCUCCAAAACACUCGAACCGAUAUGUGAUGCUGACCCCUCCGCCCUCGCUAAAUACGUGGUGGCCCUGGUGAAGAAGGACAAGUCCGAGAAGGAGCUGAAGGCGCUAUGCAUAGACCAGCUGGACGUGUUCCUGCAGAAAGAGACCCAGACGUUCGUGGAUAAACUCUUCGAGGCCGUGAACUCCAAGAGCUACCUGCCCCAGCCCGAUCAUCCGAGCCCGGCGGGCAAGACCGAGACCGACGCGCGACCAGAAAAAGACCAGCAGAGGAAAGAGGAGGCUGUGAACCGUAAUGAUGAGCGUGAGAAGAAGUUCUCCAGGAGAGUGAACCACAGCCCUCAGCCCGGCUCCCGCUACAGCCGGGACAGCAGGAGGAGCGACGAGCGCAAGAAGGACGAGCGCUUCCGGAAGCGCGAGUACGAGCGCCUCCCGCCCAGGCGCGACUCCUACCGCGAGCGCUACAACCGGCGCAGGGGGCGGAGCUACAGCCGGAGCCGCAGUCGCAGCUGGAGUAAAGAGAGAGCGCGCGACCGAGAGAGAGAGCGCGAGAGAGUGCGGGAGCGGGAGCGCAGCAGGACUCGCUCUCGCAGCCCCUCCAGGAGCAGAGAGAGGGAGUCCGGCAAACCGAAGUACGACCACGAACGGCCUGAGGGCGGAGCCAGCGAGGGAUACGUGGCCCCGCCCCUCGCCACAGUACCUGCCUCCUCCCACUUCCCCGUGCCCGCCCUCAGCAGCACCAUCACCGUCAUCGCUCCCACUCACCAUGGCAACAGCACCACUGAGAGCUGGUCCGACUUCCAGCCGGACCACGCCCCCUACGGGAGAGGAGCCCCGCCCCCUCCGCGCAAACGCUGCCGCGACUACGACGAGAAGGGGCUCUGCAUGCGGGGUGACAUGUGCCCCUUCGACCACGGCAGCGACCCGGUGGUGGUGGAGGCCAACCUACCCAGCAUCCUCCCCUUCCCUCCUCCAGGUGUGGACGGUCCACCCCCUCCGAGACUGCCACCCCCACCCUCACUCCUCCCACCCCCGCCGGUCAACCUCCGACCCCCCGGACCACCGGGUUCCCUUCCACCUGUAGCAGGUCCUCCUCCACCCCUCCCGGCACUGGACCCUCCUCCAAACUCCAUGACCGGCUCCGUCCCCUCCAUCGUGUCCUCCUCUCGGCCGCUCCUUCCUCAUCCUCCUCUUCACCUGGUCACGCCGGGGGUUCGCCCCCCGCUCGCCCAGCCCCCGCCCCGGUACCCCUCAGAUUCGUUUGAGUCGGACAUGUAUAACCCAGAAGCUCCCAGCAUGACCUCUCGACCUCCGUACAGACCCCGGGUUCACGUACAGAGACCCAACCUCAUCGGCCUGACCAUGGGAGAACCGGAUCUUCCCCCGCGAGACAAACCGCCGAACAGCAAUAACGCUCGGAUCGUUUUGGAUUCGGACUCCAGGAAGAGAGGGGCGGGGCCUCACGACGGGGGAGUCCUUCCCAAAAGACCCUGGUUUGAUAAUUUAGGCUUCACUCCUGGUUCCAGGCCGAACUACAGCAGGAUGAACCAUCACGGAUACCAGAAGAAGGUUCCUCCACCGCUGCCCAACACCAAGCUCUCCGUCACGCACGUCCCAGCCGAGCUCAACAGCAUCAGCAAGCUCAACCAGCACUUCAGCAAGUUCGGCAAAAUCGUCAACCUGCAGGUGGCCUAUAAUAAGGACCCCCAGAGCGCCCUGAUCCAGUUCGAGACCCCGGAGGAAGCGAGGCGCGCUAUACAGAGCACCGAGGCCGUCCUCAACAACCGCUUCAUCAGAGUGUACUGGCACCGAGACCAGGAGACGACCAUCACACUCACACACACACCACCCACACUGAACAUACAGCAGCCUGAAGCCACCAGUCUGAAACAGUCAGUGAAGGAUCGCCUCGGACCGUUACCCUCCCGCAGCACGGAGCCCCUGCAGGACGCCACGUCACCGUCACAGUCGUCUCAGAGUGCAGCUCGCUCGGUGAAGCAGCGCCUGGGCUUCUCUAAACCCGCAGCUCCGGGAGGAAAGGUCUUCUCCACGUCCACCGGACUCACCAAGACCUUCUACAACCCGGCGGCCGUUACGCCCGGGCAGAAGGUGGCGGCGGUCGGCAAGGCGCCCGGCACCGAUGAGGCGCUGAAGAAGAAGCAGGAGGCGCUGAAGCUUCAGCAGGACGUGAGGAAGAAGAAGCAGGAGAUUCUGGAGAAGCACAUCGAGACUCAGAAGCUGCUCAUCUCCAAGCUGGAGAAGAACAGGUUGAUGAGAGCCGAGGAUAAAGCUCAGCUGAUGCAGACGCUCACCACCCUCACCAACAGCAUCAGCAACCUGCAGCAGGAGAUCAAGUGUCUCUCACACACACAGCUGCCAAUCCACCCUCCGCACGCCUGUAUCAAGAGUAAAGCUCAGGCUCAGAAGGAACUGCUGGACACCGAGCUGGACCUGUAUAAGAAGACUCAGGCUGGAGAGGACACGGCUCAGCUGAAGCUCAGAUACACACGGCUACAGCUGGAGGCGGCUAAGCGGGGCAUUCUGACCUCUGGUCGUGGGAGGGGGACCCACGCCCGGGGUCGAGGCUCGGCGCGCGGCAGAGGCAUCAGGGGCCGGCCGAGAGGGGCCCCGACCCACGCCGUGGUGGAUCAUCGACCCCGCGCGCUGGUGAUCGGCGGCUUCGCCGAGGCCGACCGGGUCGACCUGCUGCCACACUUUGCGCAAUUCGGCGAGAUCGAGGACUGUCAGAUGAACGACUCCAGUCUCAGCGCCAUCAUCACCUUCAGAACCCGAACAGAGGCAGAACAGGCGGCCGUUCACGGGGUGCGGCUGAACCAUCAGGUCCUGCGUCUCUCCUGGUUCAAACCGGCCGCCGCCCUGAGCAGCGGAGAUCCAGACGAAGCGGAACCGGAGGAGGACGAGGUCAGUACAUUCAGCGCCGCAUAAACACACACGGGUCAACAUG